Molecule: messenger RNA, 1674 nt
Organism: Iphiclides podalirius (scarce swallowtail)
Lineage: Eukaryota; Metazoa; Arthropoda; Insecta; Lepidoptera; Papilionidae
Source: the annotation of a GenBank genome assembly
AUGGGAAGUAAAACACCGACGGAAUCCUCGCCGCCGCUGCGCGUCCAAGUGAAGAAGGAGAACGAGGAGGAGAUCAAGGACUUCGCGGAGACAGCGAUGAACGAGCUGCUCGGUUGGUACGGUUACGAGCGGCUGGAGCUGCGGCGCUGGGCUGCCUCCAGGGCUAGAGACAAUUCCAGCCCCGAACAGGCCGCUGACCAGAAGGGCAAAGACGAAUGCUCUUGGUGCGGGAAGAGUAUAACCGGCGAGGGGGGUGCUCUGCAGCAGGCCGGCUCCGCGUUCUGCUCCGAGCUGUGCUUCAGCCAGUCGCGGCGGGCGAACUUCAAGCGCGCGAAGACCUGCGACUGGUGUCGCCACGUGCGCCACACUGUAGCCUAUGUCGAUUUCCAGGACGGCGCCACCCAGCUGCAGUUCUGCUCGGACAAGUGCCUCAACCAGUACAAGAUGCACAUCUUCUGCCGCGAGACGCAGGCGCACCUGGAUCUCAACCCGCACCUGGCCAACGCGUCCACCACCUCGAGCCUCAUCACGCCGGAGCUCUGGCUGAGGAACUGCAAGAGCGGAUCCGCGUCCCCGGUUUCCGAACACUCGGAGUCGCCGAAGAGCGAGCAGACCGCUGCGCCGCUGCCGCUGAUAACCGUCGCGCCGGCCGCCAAGCUGAUGCGGCCCAAGACAGAGGAGAGAAGAGAGGAGAAGCCGAUGCAAAGGUCACCAGAGACCAGAAAGGAGAGGGCGACCAGGACCGCGAGGAAACGCAGGGCCUCAAAGUGUUCGGCGACGGUCACCUCGCAGAGUCUGAGGAGCGGCACCCCUAAAGCGCAGGACUUGAGGUUGAGGAGCCCCUCAGUCGAGGGAUCGCAACCCUUCCCCCACUACGGGGUAUUGAACGAUCGUUCGGGGGAUCCCCGUCCGUUCGCGCCGCUAAACGGGCAUUCGGGGGAUCCCCGUCCGUUCGCGCCGCUGAAUGGCCUUUCGGGGGAUCCCACGCCGUUCGCGUCGCUUAACGGGCUUUCGGGGGAUCCCCAAACGUUCCCGGGGGUCGGCUUCCAGCGGCCCGCUGCCCCGGACAUCCCCCCCUUCCCGCCAUUAAGCCAGCCCCCGCCCGUUACGGUGCUGGUGCCGUAUCCAGUGCUGCUGCCGAUACCGCUGCCGAUUCCGAUACCGAUGCCGAUGAGCGCGUUCGCGCGCGCCCACCGCCUGCGGCCGGAGCCAAGCGGCGAGGAGACGGAGCCGCUCGACUUCACCAUGACGGACAGAAAGCGGGACGAGGCCAAACCAGCCCCGAGCAUCGAGACUGCGAAGACCCUCGAGGAGCCGAGGAGCCUCGGGGAGCCAAGGACCCUCGAGGAGCCAAGUACCCUAGGGGAGCCAAGGACCCUCGAGGAGCCAAGGACCCUAGUGGAGCCAAGGACCCUCGGGGAGCCAAGGACCCUAGUGGAGCCAAGGACCCUCGGGGAGCCAAGGACCCUCAACGAGCCGAAGAGCCGCGAGGCAGACGGCAGCCCCGAACAGGCCCUGCCCAAGUUCAAGAUAACGCGCCUCGCGAGGGGCAAAGCGAGCGCCAAGGCCCGCGAGGCGGAGUCCAGUCGGCCGCUGCGGAAGAGGCGGAGGCUGGUGGAAGUGCCGCCGGACGACGAGCCCCUCAUCCCCAAAACGAGGAAGACCGUGGAGGUG